Messenger RNA from Strigops habroptila (Kakapo), 2959 nucleotides. It is a transcript of the gene SLC25A48, whose product is annotated as solute carrier family 25 member 48. Bases 97 to 1017 code for a protein of 306 amino acids. Gene Ontology annotation, molecular function: transmembrane transporter activity. Gene Ontology annotation, biological process: transmembrane transport. Gene Ontology annotation, cellular component: mitochondrion. The transcript has 8 exons. NCBI's taxonomy places the organism in Eukaryota, Metazoa, Chordata, Aves, Psittaciformes, Psittacidae. The record is from RefSeq and is a predicted model, not a curated record.
CCCCUUGGCCGACGGGGCCCCCCUGCCCGGUGCGGACCGCUGUCCGGCGGGGAACCCCCGGCAAUUGGGACCCGUCGGGGCGGGCUCGGCGGCAGCAUGGGCAGCGUGCAGCUGCAGGACUUCGCGGCGGGCUGGGUGGGCGGAGCUGCCAGCGUAGUUGUGGGUCACCCCUUGGACACCAUCAAGACACGUCUGCAAGCUGGGCAAGGAUAUGGAAAUACACUCAACUGUGUUCUCACUGUGUACAGAAAUGAGUCUGUGGUUGGCUUCUUCAAAGGCAUGUCCUUCCCUCUGGCCAGCAUCGCUGUCUACAGCUCCGUGGUGUUCGGUGUGUUCAGCAACACGCAGCGGCUCCUCAGCCAGCUCCGCCAUGGAGACCCGGAUAGCACACCGGUGCUUGCCGAUGUGGCUCUGGCCAGCAUGGUGGCUGGGUUCAUCUCCGUGGGCAUCGGCACGCCCGUGGACCUGGUAAAGAUAAGGCUCCAGAUGCAAACGCAGCCAUACAUCCAAGCAAACAUGAAAGUAAACCCCACAGUUCCUGGAUUUCCUGUGUACCAAGGCCCAAUUCACUGCUUCAGAACAGUCUUACAGAAAGAGGGGAUAGCAGGGAUAUAUCGAGGCGCGGGAGCAAUGCUUCUGAGGGAUGUUCCUGGGUACUGCCUCUAUUUCAUCCCUUACACACUCUUCUGUGGCUGGAUUACCCCUGAUGGAUGCAUUUCCCCUAACCCCUCAUCCAUCUGGCUGGCAGGGGGAGUAGCAGGAGCCAUUUCCUGGGGGACUGCCACUCCAAUGGAUGUUGUGAAAAGUCGACUUCAGGCAGAUGGAGUUUAUUUGAACAAGUACAAAGGGACCCUUGACUGUAUCUUGCAGAGCUACCAGAACGAGGGCUUAAAAGUCUUUUUUAGGGGCAUCACGGUCAAUGCAGUGCGAGGAUUCCCAAUGAGUUCAGCCAUGUUUCUUGGCUAUGAACUUUCCCUCAAAGCAAUGAAAAGAGACCAAACUGAGACCAAUCCUUAACUUCCAGAAGCAUUGCCAGGAAGACCUGGAAGCCUCCUACUGUCCUGAGCCAAAUCAGCAGUGUGGUGUUGGAGAGGGAUCAGCUGCUCUGACCGAAGACUCUCAUCCUGCACCUAUGCAUCUGCUUUCUCUUCUGCCAUGGACUUAGUGCCUGGAUGACACUGAAAACUGCACCAGCUCAAUCAAAUCCAAAGACCAUUUUCUUAUCAAAUCUUUCAAAUCUUUAUUGUCUCAGAGCACCUUAAUAAUCCCCAUGGUGGUGUUGGGCUUUGUCACCAAUGACAUUUUUCCUAUUGAGCCAAAAGAACAACUUGCUUCCCUUACCCACAUGAGUGAGAUAUACCCAAAACAGCCCAAGGGAGCAUCUUUUGUAUGACACUGUAUAUAAUGCUCCUCUUUGUGAACAACGAAAGGAGGAGGUGUGGUGGGUGUGCGGGGCCUUUUUGUGUAGGAAGGGCUGGGUUCCCACCAAAUCCUGGCUUGCUUUCAGGAUCAAAGUAGCGGAUGACUACCCAUACAAAUGGAUACUUGUGGUUUCUGUCACGGAACUCUGCAGUUUGCCACAAUUGAACUUAUAAUGAAAAAAUGUGAAGGGCUUCAACAACCUCAGUUUGUUUUCUAAGGUAUAAAUUGAAUUGGGAAAAAGGAGGAUGUUAAAUUCCGAGGCUAAGCUGCUCUUUUUCUUCAGAAAACAAUAAACCAAGUCUGUAGAUGGCUGGCUACUAAUUUACCUAACUCGCCUUGUGUAGCUCUCCAGGGACCUGCUAGAGGUGACUUCUUAGACCUUCUGAUCUCCCUGACAUGACAGCUUGCCAACUGCCAGACCCUGCAGACAUCACUUUGCAGGCUUGAGGGUCCAUCACCAAAGGGGGUCUCUAAGGAAUGCAGAGCUUAUCCCAAACUGUUCUCUAGAAUACACAGGACAGCUUCAGACCUCCAGCUCUUUGCUGCAAUAUUACUGAGACAACUGGGGCAGACCCAGAUAUCUCUUUGGUCUACCUCAGCCUUUCAAUUAUUCCAAGAUCUUUUAUGUUGUGAUUAUUUCUGCUUAUGCUGUUCAAUAUCUCCAUGCUUUAUUUUCUAAGCAUGGAGCUUCUUGUGCCAAAACCCAAGAAGAACCAUCUCUGCUGGGAUAAGAGGACUCUGGUGGCACUGGCGAGAGAGGCUGAGGGGUAACAGCCUCGCACGCAGAGGGACAUGUGGCAUGGGGGAACAGUCUGGAACAGCACUGUUCUCUGGGAAAUGCAUGGUUGCCCCUUAUCUUCCUCUGGAGAAGAGCUCUGGGGGAAAAGCCCAGCAAUUCUGGGUUUAGCAGAUGGCAUCAAUAAAAGCUUCUGAAGACAACCUGGAGCAGCCAUCCAGCUUUCCCCCUUUAUGGAGGAGAAAAGAGAAACUCCUACGUCUUCUUCCCUGUAUGAAUGAAUUGGUAGCAAGACUUGAAGACUUCAGCAGAAAGUGCCUAAAAACGGAGGUUUCUGAGCAAUAUUCAGAAAUGGGGUCCCCAACCUUGGGCUCCUGUUUACUGGGGCCUGAAUUAAAACCAGAAGUGUGGCCUUUCCCAGAACUGGCAUUAAAUGUGGGAGAAACAGCCGGUGUUGCUUCGUCUCAGGACUUGCAGGUGAGGAGGCUCACAAUGCCUUUGAGCUUGACAAGAACAUGGGAAACUGUUUCUGACAAACAAUAUCGAUAAAAUUAAUGAACCUUCACAAAAGAAUUUGUUGCUGGCUGCAUUGAAGGUUUCAUCUAUUCCAUGUUUCCUAUUUUAAUGCAUAUAUAUGUAAAACAUAUUCUUUAGAUGCAUAAUAUUGCAUGUCUCCAAGGAUUAUACUUGGGGAGACUUGUUUUUCAAUGCAAAUAAGUCGUGGUGCUUAUCUGCCCGCAUUAUACAUUAUAUAAACCAUAAAAUAUAAUGAAUUAAUUAAACUGAUGGGGUUUGCAACAA